Molecule: messenger RNA, 672 nt
Organism: Pocillopora verrucosa
Lineage: Eukaryota; Metazoa; Cnidaria; Anthozoa; Scleractinia; Pocilloporidae
Product: protein SPO16 homolog
Biological process (GO): synaptonemal complex assembly; reciprocal meiotic recombination
Cellular component (GO): chromosome
Source: RefSeq, a predicted model, not a curated record
AUGGCGGACAGCGUUCUACCAAGUUGGCCAGUGAUACUGAACAGAUCACUCGAAAACAGCGACAUUCACCGACUUCUGAUGCAAUAUCAUAAAGUUCGGGUUACAGACACAACGGGCCAUGGAGUGAUAAUUUUUCCACUCUCUUCCGUCGCCUUCAUGAUUAUGCCUUUGGACCAGGUACUGACGGAGAACCAGGAAAAGCAUUUAAUUAACGAAGAUACCAUAGAGAGGAUACACAAACUAAACCAGUUACAUCGUAAAGCCUAUGUUAUUCUUGUGGCUGCUUUUAUGGGGCCUGAACAAAUAAAAGCUUGGACAGCCUUGCAAAGCAGAUUCUUAGGAACAAGUUCAAGGUUUAUUCCUGCCCACAGUGCCAAAGAAUGCUUUGAAUGCAUGAUGACUAUUUCUAAGGUUACUAGUAAGCCCAUGGUAGGAGUGAUCCAAGAAAGAAUGAAGAGGCUCCAAGAGUCCACAAUCAAUGACAACAUUGUUCUUGGUGCCCUAGCUACUAUAGGUCUAAGUAAUCAUGAAUGCUUGGUGCUGCAGGAUGGUUGCAAGAAUGUAACCGGGGUGUCACAGGCUACCAAGGAAGAGUUGUUAGACUGUAGUUUGGACCAACACACUGCUCAGAAAAUUAUCAACUUCUUUGAAAAAGACUGCAUACAGAUUUAA